Zophobas morio is the source of this 1840-nucleotide messenger RNA. RefSeq lists its product as uncharacterized. The transcript has 2 exons. The coding region runs from base 101 to 1036 and encodes 311 amino acids. NCBI's taxonomy places the organism in Eukaryota, Metazoa, Arthropoda, Insecta, Coleoptera, Tenebrionidae. The record is from RefSeq and is a predicted model, not a curated record.
UGUUAUGAAAUUCUCAAUAAUUUGCUCCGGAACUGUCACGCUAGGUGUCUUCAUGUGAAUUAGUUUUAAACAAAAGACAAAGUGAAACAGACGUGUAAUCAUGCGUUACUAUGUGCUGGAACACCUUGUACUUCUUUUCGUCACAAAUCUAAUUUGUAGUGCAAUUGAAAUCUCUUCAAAGUUGGAUUUCGACGGCCCAAAAUCCUCGUCGCGAUUAAUUGAAGGUAUAAAUAAGCGCAAACCGUUGGUCUACCGAAAUCGGGAAAAAGAGAACGAUGGCACAAACAAUAAAGUUGAAAUUAUCUGCGCAUCUACUGACGGCUGCAAUACCACGGAAUCGAUUAAGACACAGUCCAAGGACUCAAUCGAGACAGACGUUGUAGUCCACGUUAAAACAAAUGUCGCUAUAAAUAAUAAUAAAACUGACAGUUUUGUGGAUGAUACUCCUGAUAUUCCAGUCAUCGUGGGUAGUUCUGAUCCCAACCACAGUCACAACUACAACCAGUACAAUCAUCCUCUGACAACGACAGAACGGGUUUUAUCGAUCAAUCCGGUAGUACCUGUGUCUUCGGUGCACUAUUCGCAUCAACCACACACUCCAUCGACUCUAACGUCCACAAGUAUAUACAACCAAAGAAAUUACCCGUCUGCAGACCACCACAUAAAAAUCGGAUCUCUAACUUUUGACAACACGGCACGCAGUGGGGUUGACAACACAGCUAAUAAUGUUGAAAUACACGUCCCGUACUUUGAAUCGACUUAUCACAACCAUUAUUUUGGGGAAAAUCCACCACCGCAAGUUGUAUGGUAUUCGAAAUCUGCAACACCCGGUUAUGGGUCCAAGGCCACAAUAAAACCCGCGUUCUGGUCUGGACGGGACUUAAACCCGACAACGCAAAAAUUCGCAGGCACUAGUAGUACCGGUUGCAGUUGUAAAAAUCAUGUCAACACAGGACUGCAGUGGUACCCAGCCAGACGGGUCUACAAUGUGGAUCCAGGCAGACAAAUUGAUGACAAAUUAGCACCACUAGAUUAAAUCUGGACGUGUGUAAGUUAGAUUAGUAAUAUUAGUAAGAAAAUUUAAUGUCAAUGACAGUAGAAUAGCACUUUUUUCAAAUAGUUUGAUAAUAAAUUAGUUAUAGUCUAUAUGAACAAAUAAACAAAUGUUUUGUGUAAAAUUGUCAGUUUUGUGGACCAAAGUUCUAACUAAUCUAGUAAUAAAAUUAAGCGAGUUUUGUCUGGAUGACCACACCUUGCGAACAGAUUAUAUCUCACGUUAAGGUGAUUGCACCCGUUGUAGUUUUUUGUAAGUAAAUUAAGUAUUUUGUCUAACACGUUUUAACGAUUGUGUUUGCAUUUUUCACAACAAAGAUUGAAACAAUAGUUUGCUACAUGUUAGUCAAAAAAUGUGUUAGGUGCAAUUUUUUGUGCAACAAUUAUAAAAAACAUGUGUUGAAACAAAACUUAAAGGCAAAUAAAAAUGGUUGUAAGUAAAAAUCUCGGCUCAUCACGACUAGAAAUCGUAUGUAUUGUUAUCCCUUCUGGUGCCUCUCAAUGUCAUUAGUCAAAUUAACGAAAGGUAGAAAUGUAUGGUUGAAUCUUAGGCGGUUGCUAUGCUGAAACGGACAAAAAAUGGCCCUUCAUAAGAAUCGAUAGUGACUAUGGAAACACUAACUGCUGCUUUAUUUUACAGUAUUUUUCAAAUCUUUUCAGUGAUUUUAAAAGAAGAGGAAUCAAACUGUGUCUGUAUGGUGCCACUUUUGUAGCAACAGUGAUACUAAUUUGUAAAAACAUUGUUUAAAAUUUAACAAUAAAUUACAAAAUUAUUUUAUUCAUUAAA